Molecule: messenger RNA, 3975 nt
Organism: Mizuhopecten yessoensis (Yesso scallop)
Lineage: Eukaryota; Metazoa; Mollusca; Bivalvia; Pectinida; Pectinidae
Product: thiosulfate sulfurtransferase-like
Exons: 9
Coding region: 267-1097 (276 amino acids)
Biological process (GO): transsulfuration
Cellular component (GO): mitochondrion
Molecular function (GO): thiosulfate-cyanide sulfurtransferase activity
Source: RefSeq, a predicted model, not a curated record
UAUUUUACAAAUGUAGUUUUCAAGGUAAUGGUUACUAUUUUCCCUACAGGAAACAAUUGAAAAACUUUCUGUCUUGGUGAAAUAUAAUAAAUCAAUGUCCAAAUCACUUAUUUCUCACCACUUCCCUGUAUCGAUUGUAUCACCACUGCUGUUGCACGAGUUCAUAUGGGUUACUUCCCUUGCAACACUGAUUUAGGAGCGUGUUAUUUCAGCUCGGAGAUACAGUUGCAUUUGAAGACAAACACUUUUAUUUGCAAAUAGUCACAAUGACCCAUCCUAGUUUGAUAAGUGUGGAAUGGCUCAAGGACAGAGUGGCCAGUGGCGAUCUCGGUCAAGUGGUCAUCCUUGACGUAUCCUGGUCAAGCAGCAAAGACAUGAGAGAGCACUAUAACGCAGAGCACGUGCCUGGGGCGGUGUACCUAAGCACCAUGGAGGGUAAACACACUGAUAUGUUUCCCCGUAACAUUCCUGACGCCGACGCGUUUCAGGAGAGCGUCAGGGCGGCAGGCGUCGACGCGGACUCCCAUGUGAUCGUCUACAGCGACUCGGACGCAUGCGGGUUCUUCCUGUCAGGACGCGCAUGGUGGACUUUUAAGGUGUUUGGACAUAAAGACGUAUCCAUUCUUGAUGGCGGUUGGCAGAAAUGGAAGGCUGCUGGUGGUCAGGUGACUAGUGACGUGUCCACUCCGAAGAAAGGGAAUUUUAUCUGUAAGCCAGAUGAUGGUGUAAGAUUGACGUACGAGACGAUGGAGGUAAACAUGAAGGAAUCGGCCAGACAGGUGUGUGACAGUCGGCCAUCAGUCAAAUACUCCGGCGAAGAUAGCACGGGACACAUAAAGGGAGCCAAAAAUCUACCUAUGUCCGAACUAGUCAACCCUCAAACGGGGACUCUUAAAGAUCUGGACCAGAUCAAAAAAGAAUUUAGCGCAGCUGGAGUAGAUCUGUCCAAACCCCUUGCCUGCUACUGCAAUAGUGGCAUGUCAUCGUGCACUUUGGCCUUCACGGCGGCUCUUUGUGGCAAUGAAAAUGUAUCUGUGUACCACGGAGGAUUCAAUGAGUGGAGUAAAAGGUCACAGAAAGAUCAAAUCGAAAAGUAGACAGACGUGUCGAGCCUUCUUGACUUUUCACCUUGUACUGCAUACGAAGGUCCAAUCAGCUAGUCAUCAUAAGUUAAACAAAAAAACUCCAGAGCAGUCUACAGAAACCAACGCGAACGCAUUCAGUUCCACAAAUGUCGAGUCCAGUUCUACAGAAACCAACGCGAACGCAUUCAGUUCCCCAGAUCUCGAGUCCAGUUCUACAGAAACCAACGCGAACGCAUUCAAUUCCCCAAAUGUCGGGUCCAGUUCUACAGAAACUAACGAGAACGCAUUCAAUUCCACAAAUGUCGGGUCCAGUUCUACAGAAACUAACGAGAACGCAUUCAAUUCCACAAAUGUCGGGUCCAGUUCUACAGAAACCAACGCGAACGAUUCGGUUCCACAAAUGUCGGGUCCAGUUCUACAGAAACUAACGCGAAUGCAUUCAGUUCCACAAAUGUCGGGUCCAGUUCUACAGAAACUAACGCGAAGGCAUUCAAUUCCACAAAUAUCGGAUCCAGUUCUACAGAAACCAACGCGAACGAUUCAGUUCCACAAAUGUCGGGUCCAGUUCUACAGAAACUAACGAGAACGCAUUCAGUUCCACAAAUGUCGGGUCCAGGUCUACAGAAACUAACGCGAACGCAUUCAGUUCCACGAAUGUCGGGUCCAGUUCUACAGAAACUAACGCGAACGCAUUCAAUUCGACAAAUGUCGGGUCCAGUUCUACAGAAACUAACGCGAAGGCAUUCAAUUCCACAAAUAUCGGAUCCAGUUCUACAGAAACCAACGCGAACGAUUCAGUUCCACAAAUGUCGGGUCCAGUUCUACAGAAACCAAUGCGAACGCAUUCAAUUCCACAAAUAUCGGGUCCAGUUGUACAGAAACCAACGCGAACGAUUCAGUUCCACAAAUGUCGGGUCCAGUUCUACAGAAACUAACGCGAAGGCAUUCAAUUCCACAAAUAUCGGAUCCAGUUCUACAGAAACCAACGCGAACGAUUCAGUUCCACAAAUGUCGGGUCCAGUUCUACAGAAACUAACGCGAAGGCAUUCAAUUCCACAAAUAUCGGAUCCAGUUCUACAGAAACCAACGCGAACGAUUCAGUUCCACAAAUGUCGGGUCCAGUUCUACAGAAACUAACGAGAACGCAUUCAGUUCCACAAAUGUCGGGUCCAGUUCUACAGAAACUAACGCGAACGCAUUCAAUUCGACAAAUGUCGGGUCCAGUUCUACAGAAACUAACGCGAAGGCAUUCAAUUCCACAAAUAUCGGAUCCAGUUCUACAGAAACCAACGCGAACGAUUCAGUUCCACAAAUGUCGGGUCCAGUUCUACAGAAACCAAUGCGAACGCAUUCAAUUCCACAAAUAUCGGGUCCAGUUCUACAGAAACCAACGCGAACGCAUUCAGUUCCACAAAUGUCGAGGCCGGGUCUUCAGAAGCCAGAGCGUAUAUACUCAAUUUCAUAAAUGAUGCGUCCGGGUCUUCCGAAGCCAAAGCGAACAUACUCAGUUCUACAAACCAGUCUACAAAGGCCAGCAUUAUUUCUACGAAACUCAAUCUCAACAUCGAAUAAGCAGUUUAAAGAACACUCAAAAUCCAAAACCAAAAUUGACAAGUGUACGAAGAUGCAACUGUCCAGGCUCAAUCAUAUCUAAAGUCUUUAAAAGUGUGAUCGACCGAAACUGCUUGUUAUUCUACAAUGGGAAGAAGAAUAAAUACUAUAAUAUGAUAUAUUAUAUACUCCAAAAACUAUGCACGUACUCAGAAAGUGUACAUUGUUUAACUAAACGCGAUACUGUCUCGGUGUACAUGAUGUUUACAUGUAUUUACGUAAUUUAUUAUCUAGGGAACAAAAUGUGUUUAGUGAUUAUUCAUUGAUAGUUCCUCAAAAUUUGUUAAACAAAAACAAAAACAAAAAACCUGAGAUGUAAACAUUUUUGAUAAUAGUGUUAAUGUAAUCCGUGUGAUAGUUCAUACAACAUGUGUAAACGGGAAACAUUCUAUAAACCCCUGUCACAUGCUUACACUCUCCUACAAUUCCCCUUUUUCUAGUACCUGUCAUUUUUUACCCCUCUUUCCAGUUCUUCCUUCCUUCUAAAACGGUAAAUAACACUACAGAUAUCAGGUCCAACAUGCAAAAAUAAUCAGAUUUUGUUUAUCCUUGUUACCAUAUGUAAAAUGCAUGUAAUAAGAUUCAAUGUGAUACCGUUUCGAUGCUAUCAGAAGAUAAUACCCCAAUGUCAUUUUGUUUUUUCUGAGUUGAUACUCCAUGUAACAUCAUAUUUAAUCAAAUAAAAAAGGAGAAAACAACGUAAAGCAAAGAAAGAAAAUAAUAAGUGAGACUGGAGAUUUUUUGAUAAAAAAAAAAAAAAAAAAAAAAAAAAAAAAAAAUUGGUACAUUCUGUACAACGCUUAAUGAAUCUUGAUAUCGCCACACAACUGUAGGGUUGGCAACAAUAUACACCUUUAUUUUCCUAUUAUAAGUUUUUUGUUUAUAGUAACUUUAACACUAUUUUUGCAUAUUCUAUAUAGUAGUGAAAUUAUAUAGUGUAAGCGUAGUACAGUAAUGUAAGUAACAUACACCUGGAAGGAAUUUCAUUGAAUAUGCGAUUCAAUAUUGUUUUCAUUGUGUCGUUAUAAUUAUUCCGGGUGAUAGUGAUUUCUCAAAUAGCUUUUAGUCUUAACUGAUUCGUUGCAUUGGAAUUCGACGGAAAGUGAUUAUUGACUUAUAUAAGAAUAGUCCACAUAAUACAAGUUUCGCAUUCCUCAGACUCUCGCCCUCUCUCUCUCUCUCUCUCUCUCUCUCUCCAUAUAACCAGCCUUAUAGCGUAAUUAUUCAACAAUCACAAAGGAGCAAAUAACAUUGCAGUUUGACACCUUUUGAUUAAAUC